UGGCGCUGCGCUGAUGGCAUACAAAAAAGUCGGUCUUUUUUAUUAUAACGGUAAAUGACUGGAGUUACAGUUUGGUAAGCCGAAUCAAGAUGAAUGUUACGGUUGCCUAAAAUAAAUCAUUGUUUCCACCUGUUUACUCGGAUGUGUUACGCCGUUUCCAUCAUUCCAACAUAGCACGGACUACAGCUGGUUGCGCGUCGUGAAAGUGAGUUAGUGGUUUAUUUAUGACUGGGUAAAGUCUAUCGAGGGUUGGGUUAUGCGCUCCAAGACGACGCCAGAAAUCAGUUAUUCUCUGUGUUUCGCUGGUGGAGAGGACAUUGUAAACGACAAUGAAGCUGAUCAUUGAAAACGACUACGACCGAGCCAGUGAAUGGGCUGCCAAGUACAUCAAGAACAGAAUUACAAAAUUCAAGCCCGGUCCGAACAAGUACUUUACGUUAGGACUUCCAACAGGAGGCACACCUCUUGGAUGUUACAAGAAACUGAUUGAGUUUCACAAGAAAGGCGAGAUCUCCUUUCAGUAUGUCAAAACAUUCAACAUGGACGAGUAUGUAGGGAUUCCCAGAGACCAUCCGGAAAGCUACCACUCCUUCAUGUGGAAUAACUUCUUCAAGCACAUUGAUAUCAAAGCUGAAAAUACCCAUAUACUGGACGGCAACGCAGCCGACCUACAGAAGGAAUGCCAGGCCUUUGAGGAGAAGAUCUCAGCAGCUGGAGGCAUUGAGUUGUUUGUUGGGGGGAUUGGACCCGAUGGCCACAUAGCCUUCAACGAGCCUGGCUCCAGCCUGGUGUCCCGGACGAGGGUGAAGACCCUGGCCAUGGACACCAUCCUGGCCAACGCCCGCUUCUUCGAUGGGGACCUCUCCAAGGUGCCCACCAUGGCUCUGACUGUCGGAGUGGGAACGGUCAUGGACGCCAGAGAGGUCAUGAUCCUGAUCACGGGGGCACACAAGGCCUUCGCCCUGUACAAAGCCAUAGAGGAGGGGGUCAACCACAUGUGGACGGUGUCUGCCUUCCAGCAACACCCCCAGACCAUCUUUGUGUGCGACGAGGACGCCACCCAGGAACUUCGAGUCAAAACUGUGAAAUACUUCAAAGGGAUGAUGCAUUACCACAACACACUGGUGAACCAGUAGCCAAAGAAAGACCAGAUGAAAACAACACUGAAGAUGUGGGAUCUGUGUUGUUAAAUAAUGACAUUUUGAAAAAAUACAUUUGUUUUACUUAAUUUGUCUUUUACUUAUAAUCUCAAAGUAAAUGCUCUACUAUUGUGUGUAGGUGAGAGAUUAUGUAACCUACUAUUUUCACUUUUUGUAUGUUUCACAAUACUCAAUAAAAGAGCUUUGAAUGA
Molecule: messenger RNA, 1351 nt
Organism: Engraulis encrasicolus (European anchovy)
Lineage: Eukaryota; Metazoa; Chordata; Actinopteri; Clupeiformes; Engraulidae
Gene: gnpda1
Product: glucosamine-6-phosphate deaminase 1
Exons: 6
Coding region: 330-1136 (268 amino acids)
Biological process (GO): D-glucosamine catabolic process; N-acetylglucosamine catabolic process; N-acetylneuraminate catabolic process
Cellular component (GO): cytoplasm
Molecular function (GO): identical protein binding; glucosamine-6-phosphate deaminase activity
Source: RefSeq, a predicted model, not a curated record